Molecule: messenger RNA, 776 nt
Organism: Ziziphus jujuba (common jujube)
Lineage: Eukaryota; Viridiplantae; Streptophyta; Magnoliopsida; Rosales; Rhamnaceae
Product: glutaredoxin-C4
Exons: 4
Coding region: 155-577 (140 amino acids)
Biological process (GO): cellular response to oxidative stress
Cellular component (GO): cytoplasm
Molecular function (GO): glutathione disulfide oxidoreductase activity
Source: RefSeq, a predicted model, not a curated record
UAAACUAAAAUGCCAAAAAAAGAAAAUCUUUAGGACCGAUUUGUAAACGAGAGCAUAGAUUGAGACCAUUCAUCCAAUCUACCCUAAUAUUUUCCUCAAAACCACACUAUCGUUUCGAUUGCGAAGGCAGAGGCAGAGCUUAGAUUGAUUUGCCAUGGCGACAGGAUGGAGGAUCGUAUCGGCGAUUGCUGUAGUAGCAAUGGCGGCGUCUAUACAUUUGGCACUACCAUCAGCAUCAGCAUCUUCGACAGCUCCUGAGGCCGCCUUCAUCAAGAAAACCAUCUCUUCCCACAAGAUCGUCAUUUUCUCCAAGUCUUAUUGCCCAUAUUGUAGAAGGGCAAAAGCUGUUUUCAAAGAGUUGAAACAAGUACCACAUGUUAUUGAGCUUGAUGAGAGAGAUGAUGGGAGUGAUAUUCAAGAUGCCAUGGCGGAGAUUAUUGGAAGGCGUACUGUGCCCCAAGUUUUCAUAAAUGGAAAGCACAUUGGAGGUUCUGAUGAUACCGUUGAAGCAUAUGAAAGUGGAGAACUGGCUAAGCUUCUGGGCAUUGCAGCAGAGGACAGGAAUGAUGAUCUCUGAAAUGGCUAACUACUGAGAUAAGAAGUGGGCAGCUCGUGACACAGCAUGACCGGCCUUUGUGGCAUUAGGCCAGAAAGCGAAAAUGGGGCCUUUUAAUUAUGUAGUAUUUUGUUUGUAAAAAAUCAUAAUGUACUAUUUUUAUAAGAACAAUUUUAAAUAACUUACUUUUUUUUAAUACACGCAUUAUGUUUUAAUUUAA